AUGGACCACCGCAGACAUCAGAUAGCAGCCCUCGGUGCAGCAUACAUCGAGCACGUCUCCGUCUCCGUCUCCGUCUGCCUCUUCGUCUUUACUAUGUCUACUGUUCUGCCCAUGUCGACCUCGCGGGAGGAAACCACGGAGGAAGAGCAAUUUGGAACGACGAAGAGAUCGCCGCUUUACUCAGGUAUCUCGAAGCCAGUGCCUUUCAGGCUGGCGACAGGGCAGACUUCGAAGACGCCGCAUUUGAGGCUGCACUCCCAGUUGUUGCGGCUUUAA
Messenger RNA from Sparassis crispa, 276 nucleotides. RefSeq lists its product as hypothetical. Lineage: Eukaryota; Fungi; Basidiomycota; Agaricomycetes; Polyporales; Sparassidaceae. The record is from RefSeq and is a predicted model, not a curated record. The transcript has a single exon. The coding region runs from base 1 to 276 and encodes 91 amino acids.